AUGGAGCAUCCACGGGGCCUGAAGAAGUCUGUGUCACGGAGGAGAGCCAGGUCUCUGGACAGGUCGCAGAACUCGAAGAAGGACUUAGAGUCAUGGGCCUCCCAGCGCCUUUCCCUGCCCGCCACCCACACCAGGCGGGAGCUUCCGUGUAUGGCCAGUGAUGGGAGCGGACGUCCCGAGAGCCCAGCGCAGCCUGCGGAGCCUCAGGGCACCAUGGGCGCAGCCCUCAACCUGGAGGAGACCAAGGAGUUUCUCCCCAGUGAGCAGAGGCCUCCACAGGACACCAAGAAGGACAAGACCCAGAGGCGGGGCCAGCAGGGGUUGUUGAAGAGUGUGAUGAACUUCUUCCUGAGGACAGGUUCUGAGGAGACCAAAGAAAAGGCCGGCAGGAAGGCAAAGGGGAAGGAGGAAACCUUUGAGUCACCAGGGGAGCCAGCUCCCAGGAAGAAAGCCCAUGACAAGAAAACCAGGCGCAAGAAACAUUCUAAGAAACACGUUGAUGAGGAAACCAAGGGGACCCAAGAUCAAGAAGCUAAAGGCCAGGAGACAGCGUUGCCUAAGACGACUGCUGCCUUGCGCCCCGAGGAGGCUGACCUGAGUCCAGCACCUAGGAGCGGAGAGGAGUCUGAUCUCCACCAGUGCUUGCUCAUCGAAGGCGGGGGUGCUGGCGUCUCAGAGCUUCCCUCCCAAGCCACUGGUCACCUUCAGGAAGAGGAGUUCGUAAAGCUUGAUGAAGAAACUGUCAUCCGGAAUAUAGUGCGAUUGCUCCAAAUAGCGGGAGACGAGUGGGAAGAAGAGCAAUGUCAAGCCACUCAGCCAAAGGUGGCUCCACAAAGCCCAGCACCAGCCCCCAGGAAGAAAUCCCAGGAGAAAAGGCCUAACCUCAGAAAGAAAUCUCAUAAGAAACAUGGCCCUGAGGAGCCCAAGAGAGCAGGGGCUGCAGGCGUUUCCAGCCCGGACUCCCGGCUGCCCAAGAAGACCGGCUAUCUGUUCCUGUGUGUUGGGGGCCAUCGGCCCUCCGUCUCCAGCAGUGUUGACUUGGAAGAACAGGAAGCCCAAGAGGCCUUGCCUACAGAUUGUGGAGGUCCAAGUUCCUUGGAGCUGUCUCCCCAAGCAGGAAGCCAGGGACCGGAAGAGGACUUGCAGCUGGACAGAGACUCGGAAUUCAAAGAAUUUAUCCAGGAGGUCAUUGCCCUACUCCAAGAUGCCGAGGAGCAGGAGGGAGAAAAGCAACUGCAAGUCCAGGAGCCAGAUGUGGCCGUAGAAAACCUGGCCCCAUCCUGCAGGAAGAAAUCCCAAGAGAAAAAGUCCAGCUUCAGAAAAACAUUUUCUCAUAAAAAACACAGCUCCAAGGAGCCCAAGAGAGAAGGGGCUGCAGGUGCUGCCAGCCUGGAGUCCCGGCGGCUCAAGAGGCCCAACUAUCUGCCCGUCGUGUGUGGUUGGAGCCAUCGGUCCUCCAUCUCUGGCAGCAUUGAUCUGGAGGAACCCAAGUUGCAGGAAUCCUCACCUGCAGAAGAGGGGCCAGCUGGGUCCUCAGCAGCGCACGCCCAGGACAGAAGCCACAAGCCAGAAGGGAGGCCUCUGCUGGAUGGAGCCUGUGACUCUAAGGAGCUGAUCAUCCAGAAGCUGGUGGCCCUUCUCCAAGAGGACAGCCAUUUGGGGAAGCAGAUCAGGCGACACCCCAGCUUUAGGAAGUGUUUUUACCAGUUCCCAGACUCCUCCCUCAAAAAGCUGGUAGCCACCCUGCCCAGACAGGGGACGCACUCCACUGAGCUGGACAGGAACCUGGCUGAGAGACGCUACCAGUUCAUGCUCAGCUUGACUAACAAGUUUAUUGGCAAAAACUGCCGCUCUGUCCUCAGCCUCACGGGUCUGCACUACAGCCAGCACUGUUACCCCCAGUUCUCAUACAGGGAGGCCCAGCAGAACAUCACAAGCCCUGGGAUCCAAAGUCCAGAUUGA
Molecule: messenger RNA, 1962 nt
Organism: Hipposideros armiger (great roundleaf bat)
Lineage: Eukaryota; Metazoa; Chordata; Mammalia; Chiroptera; Hipposideridae
Gene: BNIP5
Product: BCL2 interacting protein 5
Exons: 11
Coding region: 1-1962 (653 amino acids)
Source: RefSeq, a predicted model, not a curated record